Molecule: messenger RNA, 1371 nt
Organism: Argentina anserina (silverweed cinquefoil)
Lineage: Eukaryota; Viridiplantae; Streptophyta; Magnoliopsida; Rosales; Rosaceae
Product: aspartic proteinase CDR1-like
Exons: 1
Coding region: 1-1371 (456 amino acids)
Cellular component (GO): extracellular region
Source: RefSeq, a predicted model, not a curated record
AUGGCAGCCACAGUUGCACAACUUGUUAAGCUCUCUCUUAUCACCUUCUUUUUAAUCUUCCAUACUUUAUACGUACCAGCCAACACUGCAACAGUCUCCACCAUCACAAAACCAAAAGGCAUUAUCACAAAACUCAUUCACCAUGAUUCAGUUUUGUCUCCUUAUUAUAACCCUAACGCGAGCAUUAGAGAUCUUGUUUCACGCUCAGUGAAGAGCUCUGCGGCACGCUAUGCAUACCUAAAAGCAAAGAGUACUAAUGCUUUCGUGGUAGAUGAUACCCGUGCCCAUCUUGUUCCGGAGAACACUGCAGCACAGUUUAUGGCAAAUUUUUCAUUUGGAGAACCUCCAGUUCCACAGCUUGUAACGAUAGAUACAGGCAGCGACUUAUUGUGGAUUCAAUGCCUGCCUUGCACACAGUGUUUUAAACAAUCCAGUCCCAUAUUUGAUCCUUCCAAGUCCUCCACAUACAAAAUCUUGCCUUGCGGAUCUCCCGAUUGCGUUCUUGAAAAGCCUGCUGAUAAGUGCAAUUUCUUAAACCAAUGCAGGUUCAAUCAAAAAUACUUCGACAACUCGUCUGCUGAAGGACUCAUCGCAACUGAAAAACUCACAUUCCAGACAUCAGACGAAGGGCUUAGCGUCAUCUCCGAUGCUGUUAUCGGCUGUGGACACAUCAAUGUUGCUGCCUACGAAGGACAGAUAAGUGGAGUGCUAGGUCUUGGCGCUUCACAAAUAUCUCUGACAACCAAGCUAGGCUCCAAAUUUUCUUAUUGCAUUGGAAGCAUAAGGGACCCUAACUACCCUCACAACCAAUUGAUCUUGGGUGAGGGUACAAAGACAGAAGGGUCAGCAACCCCUCUUGAAAUGAUUGAUGAACUUUACUAUCUAACCCUGGAGGGCAUCAGCUUAGGCCAGUCCCGCCUCCAAAUUGAUCCAAAAGUUUUCAGCAGAACUGGAUUUACUGGUGGAACAAUCAUCGACUCCGGAACAACAGUAAGCUACUUGGUUAAAGCUGCAUACGAUGUACUAAGUGCUGAAGUGCAAAAACUACUGGACGGAAAAUUAGAACGUGUCCAAGAUCCUGACUCUCCCACAGCUCUUUGCUACAAGGGAACAAUCGACCAAGACCUUGUUGGAUUUCCAGUUGCGACCUUUCACUUGGCAGGAGGGGUUGAUUUGGUUAUGGACAAAGCAAGCUUCUUCGAAGUAGUAAGUGAAAAUGAAGUCUGUAUGGCUGUGCAAAUGGCGGUGGGUGAGGGAGAUAGUUUGAAUGUUAUUGGAAUUCUGGCACAGCAAAAUUAUAAUGUUGCAUAUGACAUAGCAGCAAAGAAGGUUUAUCUCCAAAGUAUUGACUGUGAGCUUCUUGAAUCUUGA